Chilo suppressalis (striped riceborer) is the source of this 4514-nucleotide messenger RNA. The record is from the annotation of a GenBank genome assembly. Lineage: Eukaryota; Metazoa; Arthropoda; Insecta; Lepidoptera; Crambidae.
GAGACGGCCGUUGAUGAAUGCUUACUGAUAUUUUACAGCCGUACGUUUAUUCCAUAGAAGCCCUGGGAAGUGUGGGCAGCACGGCGGGAAGCUCAUGGCCGUCUUCAACGCCUGAGCCGUCCCCAUCGCCCGCAUCCACGCCCACCUCCGCUGACGCAGCCGAUGCUGACGCCGAACCACCGUUCACGCUGGGCGCCACCGAGCACACGCCCUACCAGUGCCAGUUCUGCGACAAGGCCUUCCCUAAGUUGUCUUACUUGAAGAAACAUGAACAGACGCAUUCGGACCAAAUGCCUUUCCGGUGCGAGUUCUGUUCCCGGCUGUUCAAGCACAAGCGUUCACGGGAUAGACAUGUGAAGCUGCAUACCGGAGAUAGGAAAUACCGCUGUGCGCAUUGUCCUGCUGCUUUUUCUAGAAGCGACCAUUUGAAGAUCCAUAUGAAGACGCAUGAUAAUCAGAAGCCGUUCCAGUGUACGGUGUGCAACCGAGGGUACAACACAGCAGCGGCGCUGACGUCACACAUGCAGGGACACAAAAGGGACAGGGAGGGACGUGAGCCUGACCGCCGACGGGUGCUGCGCUGUUUACGUUGCGGGGAUGCGUUUAGGCGCCCUGACUUAUUACAAGCUCACAUGGCCAGUGCACAUGGAGUGGAGACUCCUGCGCUAACGCCACCGCGGCGAGUUGCAUCGCAGCCACCGCCGACGCUACUCGCUUGCAUGUACUGCACUCGCGACACUUUUACGAGUAUGGAACAACUGCAACUCCACGUACGUGCAGCACACUCCGCAUUACUCAACGGGGAGACGCCCAUGCAGGUCGACCAACCGAAACCCACGGAUCUCAGCAGACGAGCGGCAGAAGACGCGCCGUUAGCGAAGCGACCUAGGUCCGGAUCUGGGACGCCGCAUACAACCUUAUCUCCCAGCACUCUUUUGUGCAACCAGUGCGACGCGGCACUCCCUGACUUUGAAGCUUUCCGGAAUCACUUAAAAGGACAUUUAGAAGAAGGAGGAGAAUUGGGGAGAUCAAGUCCCGCUCCGUGCUUGCAUUGCGGGGCUACAUUCGCUGAUGCGGCGGCGUCUGAACGACAUCUCGCCGCAUUCUAUUUGGCUGUGUCGUGCGAAUACACCUGCCACAGCUGUGCCAGGAGCUUUUCCGCACCAGACGAUUUGCAGAAGCAUCUUCUAGAUUUACAUGCUCAUCAUCUGUAUCGGUGUUCGCUGUGCAAAGAAAUCUUCGACUCCAAAGUAGCUAUUCAGGUGCACUUCGCCGUGGCCCAUAGCGGUGAGAACAAGGUGUGGAUGUGCCGAGGGUGCGGGGGCGGCGCGGGUCCGUUGCGGUCGGAAGCGGAGGGCGCAGCGCACGUGCGUGCACGACACGCGGCGGGUGCGGCACGGUGCACGUGCGGCGCGGUACUGGGCGGGCCCGGCGCUGGACCCGGCCGUCUGCCGCGCGCCGCCCGCGCUUACCGCUGCCCCGCGCCCGCCUGCACCGACACAUUCGCCGUGCACUACCUGCUGGAGCGACACGUGCAGACGCACCACGCGCCACAACACCCGGCGAUAAACGGUGACAUGUCGAGAGUAAAGCGUAUGGACAACAACAACAUCUCUGAUGGCGUCGAAGGGAACUGUUCACCGCGCACGCCCGGCUCGGACGGGAACGGGCCCGUGGUGGAGGAACGAAGGCGGAAAAACGGCGCAGUAGCACUGCAAUGUGCGUACUGCGGCGAACGUACCCGCAGUCGCGCCGAACUAGAGGCUCAUACGCGCGCUCACUCGGGCGCUGCCGCUGCGAGGCAUAAGUGUCUGAUAUGCGAUGAAGUGCUCCCCUCAGCGGCGGUGCUUGCCGAACACAAGCUUACACAUUGCAAGGUUGUUGCUGGCGACACAUGUGCUCGAUGCCGUGCUAGGCUGCCGUCCGAAGAAUCAUUCCUAACCCACAUGGCGCGACAUCAUCCCACGCUGCCGGCACCAUGCGUUGUUUGCCGGCAAACUCUCGCGUCAGAGGCGGAGGCAAGGCUUCACGCUCGUUUCCAUUUGCGACCGGCAGAAGACGAACAACGGUGCGCGAUAUGUUUGAGGGCAUUGACAGAAAGUGAGACAGGCGAAGGGGCUCGCGCUUGUUCUUCGUGCUACGCUCGGCACGCCGCCCCUCACCCCCCUCCACCAGCAGAUCACGACUGCCGCCUUUGUAGACGCACUCUCGGUUCUCCUACGAGACUUCAAGCGCACCUCAUAGAACACACGUUCGCCGGAAUAAGCGCGUUCACCUGCUACCUCUGCUCGGCAGUUUUCACCAGCGCAGCCGGACUGCAACGUCACCUCCCCGAACACGCAGCAGCGCCGAAACCGUUCGACUGCGGACGGUGCGGUAUGAAAUUCUUCUUCCGGGCCGAGUUGGAUAAUCACGCUUUCGUACAUCUAGAGGAGGCGGAAAUAGCACAGAGAGCGUUCUAUGAGGCCUACGCGAGAGGAGCAGCAUCGGCGUGGGCUGCGUUGGCACCACCGGAAGCGGUACCUCAAGCUGCACAGAUUCCACCUCCCGUGCCACCAUUGGCCGAAGUUAAACGAGAGCCAGACAUAAAAGAAGAGCGCAACACCGACGAGUAUAUUGAGGUAGCUUCUCCUCCACCAGCCCCUCCGCCAGAAGUUCCGAAUCCUUCACCUCCCCUUGUAGUGAAAGAAGAGAAACCCGACGAAGACUGAACGGGUUGCCUAGCGAAUAUUGUCGUCCGUGACGCGGAACUCCCGCUGCAAUACUAGAAUACGUCCCGUACUAAGUUAUAGUUAAUGCCGUUGAAGUUUGCGUUUAGAACGCUGUUUUUUUGUAAGUAGGUCAUCCUUUUAUUUUGUUUAGGAAUUGUAAUGUUUUAUAAUGUUUACAUGGCUAUUUGUAUAAACUGUUAAAAUAAUAAAUUAUUACGUUAAGCUUCCGAAAUGGUUGAUUAUUUAAAAAAAUAUAUUUUCAAGAUAGAAAUAUUUAUUAGACAUGAUAUUGUUUCGCUACCAUUGGAUUUCACUUUAUACCGUAGCUACUUGUUGCUGAAUCCAGGGCAAGAGUGCUGCGAUGUUGACGUAAACGCCGGGAACAUUGCUUGCUGCACAUCCCAGGCCCCAGGCUACCAAUCCCACUACCACCCAUUGACCGUUCACUGAGCAGACUAAUCCAGAUCCACCAUCACCCUUGAAUAGAAUCUUUGUUCGCUUCACCUCCAGCACAUAUAAAGGAUGUUGUGUCUAAAACGAAAUUUGGACCGAGCCUGGCUGUCUGCAGUUGGCUCUGACACGUAGCCGAAGCUACAAUUGGCACAUCUACUUCCUUCAAAAUUUGUUGAAAUUGCCCUUGAUUACCAAACAUAUCUUUCCCCCAUCCUGAUACCCAACACCUUUGCCCAACGUAAGUCGAAGCUGCGUUAGGCGGAAGACAAGCUCUGUUAAUAGUGACAGCUGACCCAGCUGCCGGGGUAAAAGGCACUGGAUUCGCCAGUCGCAAUACGGUUAUGUCGUACUGAAGAGUACUGGGGUUGUACGAGGGAUGGGUGAACACUCUCUGUAUCGUGUACUCUUGGUAUGGAACAGGCUCGUAGGUUCCCGCAGCAUCCCAUUCUCCUAAUCGAACCUUAAUAUUGGGAGCUGUGCCUGAAACAAUUUGGAAGCAAUCUAUGGGUGACAGUCAGAACGUUUAAUUGGUCAAUUAGCACUCCUCCUGCAAUAUACUCAUUCUGUUUCGUUAAAAUCAAUGCCUGCCAUGGGUAUUCUCCAUAAUUAGCUUGUCCAGGACCGGGUUGCACAGCAAUAUUGGGCGUAGCUUGCAAUGUACCGCACGCUAUCGAGGAAGUCGUACCACCACAACAAUAUACUUGGCCAGGGGGGCAUUGGCCCUGUGUAACAAUUCUGAAGUCUAUGAGCCCACCACCAUUAUUCGAUCCUUGAUUUGCACACGUACCAACGGGUACACAUGAACAGCUUUGUCUCUUUGUUAUUUUAUGAAUUAGGCUUUUGUAACUAAACAAAGCACCGUUUAAAACAUUUUCCUUGUCUUCCAAACUUCUCCUUCGUCUCUCUCUUGGGAAUUUCACAGCUGUAUCGAAGGAUGGUGCUUGGGCACUGUAUCCGGUUAUAGAUGGGACUCGCAGCGCUGCCGACGUCGCUGGCGUAGUUCCCAGCCUCGGGUCGAUAGGGAGCGAGCCUGUAUGGAAUGCGGUGACCGGCGGUGUUUGUGUGAUGAUUGGCCGAAAAGUUGUCGUGGUCGUUGUAGUUGUUGUAGUGGUGGUGGUAGUAUUUGUCACUGGGGCUGUCGUCGGUUGUAUUAUUGGCGUUGGCAAUCCCUGAAUAACGAUAACGUUGUUCGGAGGAGUGUUGGUAGGAAUAAGACCCAAACAUGCUGUCAAUAGCCAAAGACACAUUAUUCAAUGUUGACACGACCGCUGCCUGGGGAUACUGAAAUUUUGUGUGCCUCGUUGAUGGUGUUAGUCGUUUAAAGCAGAGGUGAUGAUGAAUGCAUGUAUU